AUGAGCCAAAGCACUCAGAGGAAAUACCGUGCGCCUUUUCGACCGAUCGAUACCUUCUCCUCCGCUCAGAAGCCUGCCUUCAAGACACCAGCGGCCACCAAGCCCACGUACACAUCCGAAGAUAGCGACUACCCUCACGAACAGUCGACUUCCCUACUCGGCGAUUCGAGCAACCUCUUCGACGAUAUUGAGAGCCCUGCGAGCCACACGAAACAGAAGGCCGACCUCCAACACAGACUCAAGAUGGUGCGUGAGAGAGAGCCUCCCGUGGCUCCCCCACCACGAGAUGGAACGGCGCCCCCACCAAAGCCUCUACAAGACCUCAGAAAUACAGCACCACAGUUUGGAGAGACUAGCCCGUUGAGGAACCCUCUGAAGAAGGACCGCAGCAAAGAGUUUGCUCACCUCUUCAACAAGCCCAAGCCAGGACAGAUGCGGCCGGAGCAUAGCCAGACGACCAAACUGCCGUCGCAAUACUCUGGAGCUUCUAGACCGUUGCAGAAUUCAGCUGCUAGCGGAAGUACCGAUCCUCUACAGCGACCCUUCAAGGUCCCGUCUAUGUCGUCAAGUUCGCGUUACAGCACGGCGUCUACCUCGUCGACUGGUUCAGACAUCUUCGAAAUUCCCGCCUCCCAGUUCCAACCCAGACCGUCCCAAGGCGGUCCUGUACCUAUCGCCCGACCAUACAACCCCGCAGCCAAGACUAGUCUUCCACCUCCUCGACCGAUCUAUUCCUCUAUGGGCCACGCCGAUAACUUCGCGCCGUUGAACAAAGGAACACACAACCCGCUACAACAAGCGCGCCAGACGGUUAUAUUGGACGAUGAAGACAAUUUCGACCCAGAUGAGGCCAUCCGAAGAGAGGGUAGUCGAUUUGGCGAGCCAGAUCCAUACGCCUACGUCGACCCUGCUGCGACUAGCGAGAACAUCAAGGCGCUACUUGAGGGCGCUUUUGAUGAAGAAAACGAGAAGAUUCCCAGGACGCGUCUUCGUAAGAAGAAGAAGCAACAAGAGGAAGACGUUGGCAACUCUCUAGCUGACCGGUUACAAGCGCUUGCCGUUAAGGACGAGGAAACUAAAGCCGAGGCUGAACCUGAAGAGGAAGAAGAAGAAGAUGACGGCACAGUGGAAGGUCUCAAAGUGAAGCUCUUGCCUCAUCAGGUCGACGGUGUGGCUUGGAUGAUCGAGAAGGAGACUGGCAAUCACAACAAGAAGGCCAAGUUGCCAAAGGGCGGUAUAUUAGCAGAUGACAUGGGUCUCGGAAAGACUGUACAGUCUCUUGCGCUCAUUCUCUCAAACCCUCGACCGGAAAAGGGCGUGGAGCCAGAGAACAAGAAGAACAAGAUAUCCGAUUCCACCGGCAAGGGCACUCUCGUCAUUGCUCCACUAGCACUGAUCAAGCAAUGGGAAGCUGAGAUCAAGGACAAAGUCACCAAGUCGCACGCUCUCAAAGUCCUCGUACACCACGGUCCCAACCGCACAGAGUCAGCCGAGAAGCUGAAGCAAUACGACGUCGUUAUCACCACCUUCAACAGCUUGGCGACCGACUUUGCGAAAUGUGGUGACGGCCCCGAUGGUCUGAAGAAGGGCUGUUUCGCCGUGUCAUGGUAUCGCAUCAUGCUGGACGAGGCCCAUACCAUCAAGAACCGCACCACGAAGAUGGCCAAGGCUUGUUACGAGCUGCGCUCGCAUUACCGAUGGUGCCUUACUGGUACACCAAUGCAGAACAACAUCGACGAGCUACAGAGUCUGAUCAAGUUCCUUCGUAUACAACCGUACUGUGAGCUUUCGGCUUGGAAGGACUCUAUAGCGCAACCAAUGAAGAACGGUCGAGGCAACCUUGCUAUGAAGCGACUGCAGGUAUUUCUGCGUGCUUUUAUGAAGCGUCGCACGAAGGACGUCCUGCGCAAAGACGGUGCACUGAACUUCGGUGGCAAAGCUAAGGAAGGUGAGGAGCGGCCGGCUUUCCACAUUGUUGCGCGAAACGUCGAGACCAUCAUAGGCGAGUUCACAACCAAAGAGCGCAUCUUCUACGACCGGUUACGAGACCGCACACAAGCUCGUCUUGACGAGAUGAUGGGUGGUGAGAAACAGGAUUACAUUGGAGCGUUGGUGUUGCUCCUUCGCCUGCGACAGGCUUGUAAUCAUCCGAACCUCACAAAGAGCAAUGUCAAGGGUGACAAGGACGCUUUAACUACCGGUUCAAAUUCGAACGCUGCAGCUGGCCUCCAGACUCCUAGGAAGGCCGCAGCCAAAGACGAUGCCGACGACCUAGCAGAUCUUCUAGGUGGACUCAGCGUUGCGGCAAAGCGCUGUGACAUAUGUCAGAACCACCUCAAUAGUGAUAAUACAGCUGCUGGUGGAGCGCGUUGUACGGAGUGCGAAGAAGAUCUUCUAGGGUCUACUAAGAAGUCUAAGAAGCACAAGUCGAAGAAAGACCGCAAACAUAAGCACAAGGAUGGCAAGUCUAAAAAGCACCGGCAAGCGAAACCAGUCAUAGAUUCCGAUGACGAAGAAGAGGAGCAAAAACCAGCCGCCUCGAAGCAUUCUCGCAAUCGCCGCGUCGUUGUCGAUAGUGACGACGAAGAAGAGGAGGGCGAAUGGCUCGUUCCUGAGGACCAGCAACAUGCUGAAGAUUUGGGCAAGGCUGGUGGCACCGACGAUGAGAAUGCUGAAGGAGGCGGCGAUACGCUUGCUACUGUCGACUCAGAUACAUCUGCGGACGAGGAUGAGAGCAGGAGCAAUCUGGAUUCUUUCGUCGUUCAUGACACUGAUAGCGAAGACGAAGCGCCUGUUGCUCGUAAGAAGCUACUCAAGAAGCCACAAAAGGUCAUCAACCUUGACUCUGAUGAAGAAGAUGAAGAGGCAGACAGUGAGGAAGCCAACAGCGAAAGCGGCAGUGAUUCAGACGCCUCAGACUCUGAGUCCGAUUCAGAAGCCUCUGCCUCAGAAUCCGAGACCUCAGAAGCUUCCUACAACGCCUCGGACCUAGUACCAUCGACGAAGAUCCGGCAACUGCUCGCCAUCCUCGAAAAGGAGACUGAUGAACAUAAGGUCAUCGUCUUCUCGCAAUUCACCUCCAUGCUUGACCUCAUUGAACCCUUCUUGCAACGCGCAGGUUAUAACUUCACCCGCUACGACGGCAGCAUGCGUAACGAUCUCCGCGAAGCAAGUCUCCAGAAGUUACGUGAAGAUAAGCGCACACGCGUUCUGCUUUGUAGUUUGAAAUGUGGUAGUCUCGGUCUCAACCUCACAGCCGCAAGUCGCGUUGUCAUCAUGGAGCCAUUCUGGAAUCCCUUCGUAGAAGAACAAGCCAUCGACCGUGUCCACCGUCUCAACCAGACCGUCGACGUAACAGUCUACCGCCUCUCCAUCCACAACUCCGUCGAAGAGCGCAUUCUCGAAUUACAAGAGGCCAAGCGUAAACUCGCUAAUGCGGCCAUCGAAGGUGGAAAGGCCAUCAAAAACUUGACGAUGAAGGAUAUGAUGGCGUUGUUUAGUCGGGAGAGCGAGUAUGAUCGCAAGCAUGAUGAUGAUGCCAAGGACAUGGAAAUGUAUGGCAGGAGGAAGGUGUUGGAUGGGGACGAUGAUGAAGAUAGAGGGGAGGAGGUUGUUAGGAAGAGUAGGAAGGCGGGAAGUCUGGGCUUCAAGAGGACGGAGAGGAGGGCGGAGGCGGGUGCUUAUGGACGACGUUGA
This is a messenger RNA of Alternaria arborescens, 3696 nucleotides long. RefSeq lists its product as hypothetical. NCBI's taxonomy places the organism in Eukaryota, Fungi, Ascomycota, Dothideomycetes, Pleosporales, Pleosporaceae. Gene Ontology annotation, cellular component: cytoplasm. Gene Ontology annotation, molecular function: ATP-dependent chromatin remodeler activity; ATP binding. The coding region runs from base 1 to 3696 and encodes 1231 amino acids. The record is from RefSeq and is a predicted model, not a curated record. The transcript has 3 exons.